CUGGAUUGUGCGAAGAGGGGUCGAUACCGUUUCCCCGAACCCUGAGAUUUUGAUUUUUUUUUUGCUACGCUUGGGGGAUAUAGGUUCUCGUUUGAAAACCAGAUGACCGAUUCAGCCCACCGAAGCCGGCCACGAUCAUCCUCUGGCCAGAGGCGGAGAUCUAGGUCGCCCUCCCGGUGUCCGAAGCUGACCACUUCCUCAUCCUAUCCGUGUAUUCCCCUCCUGGCUGGUAGAGCGGCUGCUUCAAGCCCGGCCACAGUAACUUCAGCUGUUGCAUUUGGAUCCACCAGCGCAACGUCUGCUUCACCCAGUCCCAUUCCUUGGUUACACAGUGCUGAGACAAUUGAGGACGAUAGCCCUCGGACACCUGGGUCUAUACUGGAGCGGCCCUAUUCAGGGUUUCCGUGGGGCCUUCAUUUUAAGGAGCAGCCCCAGACAAGCCCAGUUAUUCUGGACAGUGGGGUGCAAGCCUCCGCUGGAGAACUCACAAGCGCUAAAGCCAGAUCACCUGUCCCGCCUCACCCCCCGUUACUCUAUACCAAGUCGGACCCAACACACAGUGCUGUGAGGACCAAAAGGAGCCCUUCCCGGGCUUCACCAAAGUCAUCAUUGAGGCUGGAACUUCCACCGCCCCCUCAUAUGGUUGGUGAUUAUGGGCUUGCUCUUUCGCGCACCCAGCAGGACAAAAGAGCUGAGAGUGAAGGUGUGUAUACAAUUGCCCAAGAAAACCAUCGCCCGAGACCAUCAUUGCUUGGAAUUGCUUUUCCCACUACUCCCGACACGAGUGUAAAUAGUAUGCCUGUUAUUUGUGCUGGGAUUAGUAGGGAAGCGAAAAGAGCGGGGCAUAUCGAUUUUAGGGGUGGUAUUGGGCCGAACCAUGAGGUUAUUGGGGCGGGCGGCGCUACAGCGGCACUACUGGCCGCGAAUCCGCAUCUGGCUCAGGGCGGAUUGGCUCCUCUUACACCGCCCGAUGAUAAUGGAAUUAUCGAAUGGCGGGGGGAAGGGAUGUCCGAGUUACUGGUCCCAACAAUUCCGGUUUGUCUAGCGAAGGAUCCCGCCUGUGCCGCGGUAUGUGAUAAUGAGGAAACAAAGCCGGCUCUACCGGGAGGAACUCCAACUGGAAGACGAAUAGAGGUAUUGAAGAGCCUAGAGGAGACUGAGAGAACAGCUAGAAUGAUGUCUGGAGAAUCCACCGGAGCGACUGAAACUGGGCGGGAAGCCAUGGAUGAAAGAGAGGAUGCCUCUGCAGAUAGAUCGGAGGACAGUAGUGAUAACGAAAGCACGGGCCAUGAAGAUAUUGUUGAAGAAGGGUGGCUAAAGGGCGCUAUGACCUCACUUUGUUAGUACUUUCUUUAAUAGCCUAACUUGCUUUGUCGUGGCUAAUAGGGGAGGGCAAUUGUUCCUGGGAUAGUCGAUUGCGCUCUUUCCGUGCAGAUGACUACAGAGGCUGUUCGGAUGUUAUCUUACACCCUUCCCUGUCCUUUACCCACAACUUCCAUAGAUUCGGCAACCCCGACUCCUAUUCCUAGCAAUCUAAGUUCAAACCCUGAUAGACUUCCAGCAUCCGCCGCCGCCGCGCCCGGCGUUGCUGCGGCAGCUGGCCAACAAUUCUCACCGGCCAUCACUGCUAGAUGUCAUUCUCGAGCACAGGCGGGCAGCGGAUCUUCAACUCCCAAUGGGUUGAUUGGGGCGGAUGAUGGAAUAACAACUGCACUGCACACGCUAACGAAAAACAUCCAAAGACGUUAUUCCAAUGACGGAACAAAGAGGGUUUAUAUUCACGUUUCUCAUGCCAUAUCACCUGGUAUUCCACUUAAUAGGCUUCCUUCUACCCCCCCAACCAACGGGUGUGUCGGUAGUCCUGGUGGCUUUAUUGGUGGCGGAUUUGAUAUUUCUCCCGGAGGGUAUGCGGGCGGAGGAGGGGGAGGGGGAGGUUACUUUGCACCUACUGUUUUUAAUAGUAUUGUUGUUGCACCCGAGAGUAUCCCCACUGCUCCUAAUAUGUCGUUUCAUCGCACGCAUACGAUCCCACCGCCGAAUCCCAUAUUACCGCCAUUCAGUCUUCACAUGACACUCCUUGAGCGAUAUAUCCCACCAACCUCAAACGCCGAGGAUCUUAGCAUGUUUUCUACACAAUCAUCCGUGAUUCUUGACCGAUUGCACGAGCUUUCUCCACAUGGAGGAAGCCUAUUAUUUAUUUAUCCCACAAAAACUGGCGCCAAACACUUUGACAAGCAAUAUUUAGGCCCCGUAUUGGAUCCACUUUUGAGGAAAUUAAUGGUUCUCUAUAUGCUACGGGAAGAUCUUUUGUGGGGUAUCCGGAACAUGGCCGCUAUCGAGAAAAUGAACGAAUUUGAGGGACUACGACGGAAGCUGGAUAGCUUCUGUACGAGGUUUUCUCAUGCCAUCAAUGAUACGACGUGGGGAAAGAGUGGUUCAGGUUCUCAGGCGUCGAGAUUACAGCAUGAUUCGAGCUAUCCGAAAACUCGUGUGCGAUUGGCGCACUCGCAAAAGGCUAUGAUUCAGCUGAACGACAACAGUUGGCGGGAGUGGUGGUCUCAGCAAGAGCAGCUAAGAAUCAGAGAGGCGGUAAAACGGCACUUUUCUAGCCUACAGCCAUCCGCGGAAGCCCAGACUCCUGCGCCGCCAAGCGCUUCUGGCCCUCAUGGAUCACACCACGCCAAAUCCGCGUCAAUGUCAUCCCCGAAGCUUGGAAAACUUCCCUCCAUGGCGCAAGUAGCGAAGGCCGUGACCGCCUCCUCGACUCCAUCCUCCCCAACAGUGCCAUCAUCUCCGCAGUCACAAUAUUCGUUUGGAUAUGGCGCCCCUGGUGAUCUGGCCAGAGAGGUUCUCGACGGUGUAAGGGCCCCUGCCGUGCGACCUUCAUCAAGGGGGAUGAGUGAGGCAGUUGUUGCUAGUGCUCUUGCGGGGCCUGGAACUUUCGGAGUUGGGGGCGUUGUAGGCGACUAUGAAAUUAGCAGUGUGCCUGGUGAUAGGCGCGUUAAGGAGAGGGGUAUCGAAGUGGGGGUAUUUGUUUUGCGACGGGAGGUAGUUACAUAAGGACGACCCGAGUGGAAUUGGUCGAGCAGCGAUUUUGGAUAUAAUCUUUUUCUCUUGUUUUUGGCGGGUUUUACUGCGGAGCUUUGUUUUUCCCAUUUUCCCCCAUUCUCCCUAGUUUGUUUUUCGAUUUCUCUAGAGUCUCUGUUCACGAUACUUAUUUUCUUUUUUUCCUUUUUUCUUUUCCUUCCCCUCCCCCCUUUUUUUUGCUUGGUACUGCAGGAAUUUAGCAGGUUAUAGGGCCAGAAGGAUGGAAGAUGGAAGGAAUGGAGAGGUGACGGAAAAGGAAGCAUAACAAUUUCAAACCACCGAACUGGUAAUCGGAUAUGCACAAGAGAGACAGGGUGCACGCACGCGCCGAUCUGCGCUCGAUUCCUUGAAUCACGAGUCCUGAAAGACUUUGGGGGGCACCCCCACCCCAAUUGAAAAAUGUCCCAAGUUCGAUGGAGGCAUUCACGGAUUAUUUCUCCGGGUGGACAGCUAUUUCCCCCAUAUUUCAUCUUGUUGUCGUAUCCCGGCUUUUGUUCCUUUUUUACACCAAGCUUUGUUUCUCCAUGGUAUAUUUAUUCACAUCUACUCAUACACCCAGCCCUUCCUCUCUGCAUACAAAGAAACCAGAGGGGUCGGCAUGCAUGCAUGCAUGCAUACAUACAUAUAUACAUACAUACAUACAUACACUCGCAUUAUACGUGAAAUCGCUUUCACCAUCUUUAUAUUUCCUUCAACAAUGUCGUUAUAGAGGGGGGGUGAGGGAUCAUAAGAACUCAAAUAAUCGAACCUCAAACUAGGACGUUGGAGUUGCCUCUGCUGGCAUGGUGCCGUGUUUUGUUUUGUUUUCUUAAGCUGGGGAGCUCAGGGGGUCAGUUCGCCGUGCUCUCGGCCCCCCAAUCCAGGAGAGGGAAUUCUGGACGUCCCAUCAUAAUAUCAUGGCGCGAGGUUCGAUUACUCGAGCCUUUGGGGUAGGGUGGGUCCCAAUGGGUGGCGUUUAUUCGUCCGCUUUCUGUAAUUCUGCUUUUUCCUAUUUGGUUCGUUUAUACGGAAGUGUUGCACGUAUCAUAAGUAUGAUAUUCUUCUGCAAUAUCAUAGUAGUUAUUUGAGAAUCACAAGGGGUUUGCUUCCUCCUUCUUUCUCUUUUUACUAGUGCUAC
Tuber aestivum (summer truffle) is the source of this 4204-nucleotide messenger RNA. The record is from the annotation of a GenBank genome assembly. Lineage: Eukaryota; Fungi; Ascomycota; Pezizomycetes; Pezizales; Tuberaceae.